Messenger RNA from Naumovozyma castellii, 318 nucleotides. It is a transcript of the gene COA6, whose product is annotated as Coa6p. The coding region runs from base 1 to 318 and encodes 105 amino acids. The transcript has a single exon. Lineage: Eukaryota; Fungi; Ascomycota; Saccharomycetes; Saccharomycetales; Saccharomycetaceae. The record is from RefSeq and is a predicted model, not a curated record.
AUGCGUCUACCCUUCACUCACUCGAAACAAGAACCGGCGAAUACAAGAACAGCAAGGAAGCUGUGCUGGGACUCCCGAGACGAAUAUUUCCGCUGUUUGGACCGUAUAGGCGUUUUGAACCCCAAUGAUCCCACUCAGAAGAGCAAGAUAAAUGCAAAUUGUGCCAAUGAGGAUGCUAAAUUCGAUGAGAAUUGCGCGACUAGUUGGAUAAGUUAUUUCAAGGAGAAGAGGGUGGUGGACUUCAAACGCGCAAGGGCCCUGGAAGAAGUUAAUAGAAACGUGGAGAACAACCAACAAGCAAAAGGGAGCCAAGAAUGA